Molecule: messenger RNA, 2686 nt
Organism: Cannabis sativa
Lineage: Eukaryota; Viridiplantae; Streptophyta; Magnoliopsida; Rosales; Cannabaceae
Product: PHD finger protein EHD3
Exons: 6
Coding region: 331-2202 (623 amino acids)
Source: RefSeq, a predicted model, not a curated record
AAGAAACCGGUAUCGUAGUAAUCCCAUUAUUACUUAAUAGUAUAAAUACGAGAAAAGAAAGAAGAGGAAAACAUAAUCAGCGGAAAGAAAAGAAACGCUUCAGUUGAGAGACACUCUUUUCAAAAUUCCAAGGCACUCGUCGUGACUCGUGUUCGGUUCGAGUCUUCUCUCCAAUACCAUUUCCGAAGAAGAACGUUUCUGUAGGGUUCAAGAUUUUGAUCAAUCGUCUUUUCUGAGGUAGAUAGGUGAUAGCGGUUCGAAACCCUUGUUUGUUGUUGCAAAUUGGGCGGAAUUAGGGGUUCAUUUUUUGCUUUCUUGGGUUUCUUUGAGAUGGGUGGCGACGAAGGAACAAGCAACGGUGACGGUACGGAGUGCCUAGAGGGGCUGCAAAAUGAAGUAGUUAAUAAUGGGAAUGGAACAACGGGCGUUGCAGGAUUGAGCUCUGGGAAAAGGGAGGUACUUCUGACUUACAAGAGGCGGAAGCAUAUGAAAUCUUGUUCCGAGAGCAAAUUACUGGAUGAUGGCAAAGCGAAUGCAAAGACUGCAAGUCCACUGCCACUGGGGCAACAGUUCGUAAAAGAACAAGAAGGCAUUAGCAUGGAAACUACUUGUCAGCAUAAGCGAACUCACUUCUGCAUGGAUGGUUUGAAGAAUUGUUCACAGAAGCCUUGGAAAAUUGUUUUGGAAGGUAUGUUUCAGUCUUUACGUGAUAGUGAAGGUGGUCUGAAAGGAUGCAUUCGAGAUGCACUGGAAUUCUGUCCAGAUACUAAUCAUGUAGCAAGAACUAAGCAGUAUGAUCAUCACGUUGAUAAAAGGCAGAGGUACAGUUCACCAUCAGACUGUCUCGUGAAGGGAUUUCAGAAAGAAGCUAGUGGUCAAGUGGGUGCUGUAUCCAAUGGGCAGAGGUGCACUUCACUAACAGACAGUCUUUUAAAAGGAUUUCAGAAAGAAGCUAGUGGGCAAGUGGGUGCUGUAUCCAAUGGGCAUUUGGAUAGCUUAAAUCAUCAGUCAGUCUCUGAGAUCUGUCAUCGUACUUUUUUUGAUGUUGUAACAUCGGAAAAGUUUACCUCACUUUGCAAGCUUAUGUUAGAUCAUUUCCAUGAAAUGAAGAUCGACAGUUUUCUUGACUAUACACUUAUAAACUCAAGGAUAGAAACUGGAGCCUAUAACCAAUCUCCUUUGCUUUUCCUUUCAGAUAUUCAACAGGGUUGGGGAAAGCUUGAAGAAGUUGGUGCUGAGAUGAUUUCUCUUGCAAAAAGCCUAUCUGAUUUUUCGAUCUCUUGCUAUAAUAAGCAGCAGUCCUGCCACUGGGAACCUAACUCUCACACUAAGGUGGUUCAGAGAGAGGACUGCCGUAAAUACAGAAUUUGCCCUUGUAGACAAUGUGGAGACAAAGCAGAUGGGAGGACCUGCCUUGUUUGUGAUUCAUGUGAGGAGAUGUAUCACAUAUCCUGCAUUAAACCAGCAGUUGAAGAGAUUCCCCCGAAAAGUUGGUAUUGUGCCACUUGUGCUACCUGCGGAAUUCGUUCACAGCAUGAGAAAUGUGUGGUGUGCGAGAAAAUUAAGGAGACUGUGGUCAAGGGUGUUGGCAAUGGAAGUUCCUGUACAAAUGAAGCCACACUUGAAGGUGAUGAUUCAAACUGUGUUACAGAUGAAGAGAGAACCAUGGAAAAGAGGAAAAGGGUAGAGCACUGUAAGAUUUGUAAUGGUGCGAUACGAGAAGGUGACAACAUAAAGAUAUGUGUCCAUUCAUUCUGCCCCUGCAAACUCUAUCAUGCAAGGUGCCUGACAAAGAAGCAGCUGAAAUCAUAUAGUACUACUGGUUGGUACUGCCCUUCUUGCUUGUGCAGAACUUGUCUUACUGAUAGAGAUGAUGAAAAGAUCAUCUUAUGUGAUGGCUGUGAUUAUGCGUUCCAUCUCUACUGUCUGCAACCAAAACUGACUAGUUUUCCAGAGGGGAAGUGGUUUUGCAAUUCUUGUAAUGUGAAAUUGCAAACAAUAAGGACAGCGAAAAGGGCAUAUGAGAGUUCUUCAAACAAACAGAUGGUGCAAGGCCAUCCAAGAACAGUGACAUUUGGAAGCCGUGGAAAGUUGAAACGUAAAGGAAACAUGGGAUCAGAUAAGAGUGGAGGAGGAAUGGAGAUGCUAUUAAGUGCAGUCAAUACACUUCACAGCUAUGAAACAGAUAUGGCUGGCAUUUAGGUAAAAAUUACUAGACACUGUUUCGGGUACAGGGGAUACUCUAAUUUCCAGUCUCAUCAAGUAAUGUCUCAGUCACUCUUUGUUUAGGCGUACAUCCUUGUAGUAAUUUUCACUAGUUUCCCCUUGCCUCGUUCAUUGGAGGGCUGAUAUUUUUGUAGGUUGUAAGCUGAGUUUGAUUUGCCUUGACCUUUUUCUUUUUCAUUUGUUUCUCGAUACAUGCAUCUUAGGGAAGACUUUCUCUCCUUGUUGAAGUCAAAAGGGUAUGAGAAUCACUAAUUCAGACUGAUAUCCAGUUUAAUAUGCAUGUUUCCAAUACUGUACCAUACAAGUACAUAUAUCUUUGUUUUCAACAGCUAUCAGAAGCUAAUGUGUUUUUUUUUUCCUUUUCCAUUUUUUGUCAGUCAAUCUUGUAAAAUGCAGAAAAACCAGUUAUUGAACAGCUUGCUGUUGAUAAUCAAAUUUAAGGACAUUUCUCUUUCUUCUA